AUGUCAGCCGCAAGAGAUAUUCGUCCUCGUCAGGAUGACUUGUCCGCCCUCGCUACCUCGCCAUCCGCCUCUUUCCAUUCCCCCUCCAGCCACUCUGCUCUGAGCCGCACCGUCCCAGUCGUGAAUGCGAAGCAUCUGAAGCCAUUCGCCACAGAAGACAUCAAGGUUCUUCUCUUGGAAAAUGUCAAUCAGACUGGUCGUGAGAUUCUGUCCAAACAGGGUUACCAGGUUGAAUUUCUCAAGUCUUCCCUUUCGGAAGAUCAGCUCAUUGAGAAGAUUCGUGAUGUUCACGUUAUCGGUAUUCGCUCAAAGACCAAGCUCACUGCACGAGUUUUGAAGGAGGCUAAGAACCUCAUUGUCAUUGGUUGCUUCUGUAUCGGUACCAACCAGGUUGACCUCCAAUAUGCUGCCGAUCACGGUAUUGCCGUAUUCAACUCCCCUUUCAGCAACUCCCGCAGUGUCGCCGAGCUGGUCAUCGGUGAAAUGGUCAUGCUUGCCCGCCAAUUGGGUGAUCGCUCCAACGAGAUGCACAAUGGCACCUGGAACAAGGUCAGCAAUGGGUGCUGGGAGAUCCGAGGAAAAACUCUUGGUAUUAUUGGCUAUGGUCACAUUGGUGCCCAGCUGUCAGUGUUGGCCGAGGCAAUGGGUAUGUCGGUUAUCUACUUCGAUGUGCUCAACAUCAUGUCUUUGGGUACUGCUCGCCAAGUCGACAACUUGGAUGAGCUCUUGGCCCAGGCCGAUUUCAUUACCUGCCACGUGCCCGAGAUUACCGAGACCAAGGGCAUGAUCGGACCGAACCAGUUCGAGAAGAUGAAGAAGGGAAGUUACUUGAUCAACGCUAGCCGUGGAACUGUGGUGGACAUUCCCGCUUUGAUUGAUGCCAUGCGCAGCGGUAAGGUCGCUGGAGCUGCUCUCGAUGUCUACCCCAACGAGCCCGCCGGAAACGGUGACUACUUCAACAGCGAGUUGAACACCUGGGGAGCUGACUUGCGCUCGCUCAAGAACCUGAUCCUGACCCCUCAUAUCGGUGGAAGUACCGAGGAGGCCCAAAAAGCUAUUGGUGUCGAGGUUGCUCAGGCUCUGGUCCGAUAUGCCAACGAGGGCUCCACUCUUGGUGCUGUUAACUUGCCCGAGGUUGUCCUCCGUUCAUUGACUAUGGAUGAACCCAACCACGCUCGUGUCAUCUACAUCCACAAGAACAUUCCUGGAGUGUUGCGCAAGGUCAACGAGAUCAUCGGGGACCACAACGUUGACAAGCAGAUGACCGAUAGCAGAGGCGAUGUUGCCUAUUUGAUGGCCGAUAUCAGCAAUGUUGACGUUGCUACCAUCAAAGAUCUUUACACAAGACUCGAGAGCCUUCCUUCUCGUAUCAUGACCCGUGUUCUGUACUGA
Penicillium soppii is the source of this 1392-nucleotide messenger RNA. Its product is annotated as D-3-phosphoglycerate dehydrogenase. The coding region runs from base 1 to 1392 and encodes 463 amino acids. Gene Ontology annotation, molecular function: oxidoreductase activity, acting on the CH-OH group of donors, NAD or NADP as acceptor; NAD binding. NCBI's taxonomy places the organism in Eukaryota, Fungi, Ascomycota, Eurotiomycetes, Eurotiales, Aspergillaceae. The record is from RefSeq and is a predicted model, not a curated record. The transcript is spliced from 6 exons.